AUGAAUGAUAAAGAUAUAAGUAAAAUUCAAUUUACAGUUGGUAAAGUUGAUGCAGGAAUAACAAUUUUAUUAACUUCUGAUUAUUACCUUGUAGAAUUCCCAUCAUUAUUGCUUCCUCAUGGUAUACAAACAGGAUCAAUUCUAGAUAUAUCUAUUUCUCGAAAUCAUGAAGCUGAAAAUAAAGAAAAAGAAGAUUUUCAAGAACUACAGAAAAAAAUACAUACGACAUUUGGAAUAAAAAAACCUACUGCUCCACUCUUAAGAGUUAAAAAUGUAACACAAACAAGUGUAGUAUUGGAAUGGGAUCCUAUUGAAUUAGGAACUACGGAACUUCGAAGUCUAACAUUAUAUAAAAAUGGACUGCGUCUUGGUAAAAUUCCAAAAGCAACAACUACUACAAGUACAAAACUAUCAGGUCUUGCCUUGAAUACAGAGUAUUCUUUCCAACUUGUACUAAAGACUUCUGGUGGCACCUAUUUUUCUGAAUUUAUUAUAGUUCGUACACAUAAGAUGACAGAUCUAAGUGGUAUUACAGUAUGUAUAGGAGAGUUAAAUGAAAAUGAUAAAAAAGAAUUAGAGCAAACAAUAAAAAGAAUAGGUGCAAAACCCCUUCAAUCAAAAGUUAAAAUAGAUACAACACAUUUCAUUACAUCAAAAACUUCAGGUUCCGAAUAUAAAAAAGCUAUUUCUAUGAAUAUACCUGUUGUUACUCUUGAUUAUAUCAGAAGUUGUGAUGCAGAAAAAAAAAUAGUUAAUGUUUGUAAAUAUUAUUUUGAUUCUAGUCCUUUUUUUGGAAAGCAAUCACCUGAUAACUCUGAAUUGAUUAAGGACUCUCAGAACUCUUUUAACUCAGUAACUAAGAAAAAUCAAGAUAUUGAGAACCUGGAGAAAAAUAACUUCAAUAGUUUAGUAAUAUCCGACUCCGUCAAUUUGCAAACAAGUUUAUUUACUGAUAGAACUUCAGAUGAAAUCAAUAGAACACUGAUAAGAGAAUUAUCUCCAAAGCCAAUUAGCGAGGAAGAUGAAAAUAAUAGUUUAGAAAAAUUAGAUGAAGAAGUAACUACUUUCAAUUAA
This is a messenger RNA of Pneumocystis murina B123, 1074 nucleotides long. RefSeq lists its product as hypothetical. Lineage: Eukaryota; Fungi; Ascomycota; Pneumocystomycetes; Pneumocystales; Pneumocystaceae. Gene Ontology annotation, biological process: conjugation with cellular fusion; Golgi to plasma membrane transport. Gene Ontology annotation, cellular component: trans-Golgi network; exomer complex. The transcript is spliced from 2 exons. Gene Ontology annotation, molecular function: protein dimerization activity. The record is from RefSeq and is a predicted model, not a curated record. The coding region runs from base 1 to 1074 and encodes 357 amino acids.